Angiostrongylus costaricensis is the source of this 459-nucleotide messenger RNA. The record is from the annotation of a GenBank genome assembly. NCBI's taxonomy places the organism in Eukaryota, Metazoa, Nematoda, Chromadorea, Rhabditida, Metastrongylidae.
AUGGAUCUAGUUUUUAACCGAUCCCCUCAAAAGGAGAAGCGUGGAAGACCUUCUAGGAAAGAUCGACUGUAUCGCAUUUUGGCAGCUUCUGGAAAAGAGUCGGAUACAAGUAAAAGACGAGUUUUACCUCGUUCAGCGAAGAAACACAGGUCGGCGUUUGCUGCUGGAAGUUCUGAUGUUUACGAUUUCGAAAUGGACUCCGAAGGCAGUGUUGAUGUGUCCCCGCUUACAUCAGAACAUGGUAAUGAAUCUAUGGGAGACGCAGAAAUAUCCGUUGAUAAAGGUGUUCAUCGAACGACCGUACCAGAUAUUCAACAAGCUGCAAAUGUGAGAAAGACUAUUCUUUUAAAUAAAACGUUGCAACAGGUUUCUAACGGCAAUGGCCUUUCGAAGCGUAAGCGUGGGAGACCAAGGAAAACAGUAGUGGUGGAGAGUAUGAAGGAAAUGCAGAGAAUCUAA